Molecule: messenger RNA, 1148 nt
Organism: Castor canadensis (American beaver)
Lineage: Eukaryota; Metazoa; Chordata; Mammalia; Rodentia; Castoridae
Source: RefSeq, a predicted model, not a curated record
AUGGCGGGCCGGCAGAGGAAGCAGCCGCACCACCCAGUACCUGAAACUAUUGAUGAUGAUUUGCUUCCUACAAUGAAAUUCCGUGUUUUUUUCAAAGAUAUUUUAACACUCAACAUGUGGAACACUAACCAGGCUCCUUCUCCCUUAGUGUGUCCCCGGGCUCCUUGGUUUGCCGAGUACGGUUACGCUCCGCAGGUGCUGAACGUCUGGGGUCGUGGACCCCAUCUAGGUGCCAGCGUCACGGAGGUACAGGGUGUGGCGGAGGGCUCGGGGCCGGGCCUUGCUGCAGCCGCCGCCCUGGCCCCAGCCCCAGUGGCGGCGCCGACCUCGCAGUUCACCCUGCUGGUGAUGCACCCGUGCGGAGGGCAGGACGAGGCGGCGGCCGCGGGCAGCGUCGGGCCGUGCAAGCCCGUCGGGUACCCGUGCGACAUGGCUGGGGAUGCCGAGGAGGAGGCGGGGGAGGACGAAGCGGACCAGCUGGACACUUCGGACCCCCCCGGAGGAGGCGAGAGCACCGCCAGUUUGGAGGACCUGGAGGACGAAGACACUCACUCUGGGGGCGAGGGCGGCAGCGGCGGGGCCCGGAGGCGGGGCAGCGAAGGGGGCAGCGUGAGCAAGAUCUGCACCUACGAGGGCUGCAGCGAGACCACCAGCCAGGUGGCCAAACAGCGCAAGCCGUGGAUGUGCAAGAAACACCGCAACAAGAUGUACAAGGACAAGUACAAAAAGAAGAAGAGCGACCAGGCCCUCAAUUGUGGAGGGCCCACCUCUUCUGGCAGCGCGGGAAGCGUCAAGCUGGAGGAAAGUACAGAUAACAUACUCUCCAUUGUCAAACAAAGAACAGGAUCUUUUGGGGACCGCCCUACAAGACCUACUCUUUUAGAACAAGUGUUAAAUCAGAAAAGACUGUCAUUACUACGAAGUCCUGAAGUAGUGCAAUUUUUACAGAAACAGCAGCAACUACUAAAUCAGCAAGUUUUGGAGCAAAGACAGCAGCAAUUUCCAGGAGCAUCAGUGUGAGGGAAUUUAUCAAGAACCUCUGUGUGCUUUUUGUCUUACUGUAAUACGUGAACAUAUUUUUAUACUAAAGAUAAAUGAGUAAAAUAUGCUACUUGAACAUAAACACUUUCUGUAAAUGUAUAUAUGCA